Didymodactylos carnosus is the source of this 1107-nucleotide messenger RNA. NCBI's taxonomy places the organism in Eukaryota, Metazoa, Rotifera, Eurotatoria, Philodinida, Philodinidae. The record is from the annotation of a GenBank genome assembly.
AUGAUGCUCCUGAUGCCCUGCUUGAAGAUCUUCAUUAACAAUGAAUGGCAUAAAGCAGCCAAAGGAAAAACAUUUGCAGUCAUAAAUCCCAGUACCGGUGAAAAACUUUGUCAAGUUGAAGAAGGAACAAAGGCCGAUGUCGAUAAAGCUGUUGAAGCUGCUCGUCAGGCAUUUAAAGAAGAUUCAGAAUGGAGAAAAAUGGAACCAGCAGCACGUGGUGCAUUGAUGAGAAAAUUUGCCGAAUAUCUCCGACGGGAUAUUGAUUAUUUGGCGAAACUUGAAACUCUCAAUAAUGGCAAACCAUUAGAAGAAAGCAGACUCGAUAUCAUAAGUUCAGCAGAUUGCAUUGACUAUUAUUCUGGAUGGGUAGAUAAAAUCGCUGGUGAAACAUUGCCAUCAGCACCAGAUGCAUUCUUGUAUACUCGUCAUGAACCUAUUGGUGUUUGUGGACAGAUAAUACCUUGGAAUUAUCCAAUUAUGAUGUUUGUUUGGAAACUAGGUCCCGCUUUAGCUUGUGGUAACACUAUUGUUAUGAAACCUGCCGAGCAAACGCCAUUAACAGCUUUGUAUUGUGCUAGUUUAAUUCAAGAAGCUGGAUUUCCAAAAGGUGUCGUCAACGUUGUGCCCGGUGAUGGUCCUGACUGUGGUCAAUCGAUCGUUGUCCAUGAAGGAAUCGAUAAAGUUGCAUUUACUGGCUCUGUUGAGGUCGGUAGAAAAGUUCAAGAACUUACAGCAAAAUCAAAUUUAAAACGCGUCUCAUUAGAAUUAGGCGGGAAGAGUCCAUUAAUUAUUUGUGAAGAUGCUGAUCUGGAUUAUGCUGCGCCAUUAGCAUUUAGAGCAAUAUUUGCGAAUGCAGCACAAAGUUGUUCAGCCGGUUCGAGGACAUUUGUUCACGAAAAAAUCUAUGAUCAAUUUGUUUCUAAAUGUGUUGAAUUAGCUAGUAAACGUAUCGUUGGCGAUCCGUUCGAUUCAAAAACGGAACAAGGACCCCAGAUUAACAAUGAGCAAUUUAAAAAAAUCAUGAAAUAUAUCGAAUCGGGGAAGAAGCAGGGAGCAAAAUUAGAAUUUGGCGGUGAACGUGUGGGAAAAAACGGUUUUUUUAUUCAA